AUGUCUGGGGGCUGGCGCCGCGGCGGUUCUGCCAGCACGCAACAGACCUUUACUGUGCAGAUCAUUUCUUCGGAUGAGGAGGAAGAGGAGGUAGCAAAAGCGCUUCCAGCAGGUCCUACAGCACGAGACCAAGCGCCUCAGGUCGAAAAGCCCAGCCAGCCACCGCCAGCUAUCGACUCUGCUCCCGCAGCCCAGCCAGCUGCCUCGCCCAUCGAUGCAGACGCUGUGCUCGUGUGGCUGCCGUGCACCAUCUGCGGCAGCACCAUCUUCGCGUCCAAGGAUGUCAAGGCACACCCCGUGCUUGAAUGCGCUGUCUGUCCGCGGUGCGAGUUUGGGUACUCUCAACACAUGCUGGAUGGCCAGUUGAACGUUCCCCUGGACGCCCAAGGCUCGCAUGAACGGUGUACUUGGUGCCUCCAGCCUUAUGAAGGCACGACGGAUAAGGACAUUGAAUUGCUCAUGUGCGAUGUGUGCCCUCGGGUUUUUUGCACCGAGUGCUUGCAAGCCAAUCUUGGACCAGCUGCAUUGGAAGGCAUGUACGCCGCUGAUCCAUGGCGGUGCCUGUGCUGCGAACCAAGUGUGUUGACCAGCCUGCGCAGCGAACGUGAUCGCUUUAUUGCCGCCGCCAUCGACAACGAGGACCAUAUCGCCGACAACAGCCUGGAGCUGAAAUCCAAUGAUGCCUGGACCAAAGAGGACUUUGAGCGCUACAUGUCGGACCCCGCUAUCGACUUUUGGGUGCAGCAAUAUGCCCGUGUGCUAGAACUCCUUGCCUGUGAUGAACCCGACGAGCUGGCCUCGCCCUGCAUGCAAAUUGUGCCACCCGUGCUGGAUAACGAUGCACCUCAACCCCUCAGUACCAAAAUUUAUACCCAGGCAGCUCUCCUCGAGGAACGUUUGGACCAUCGUGUCGUGCUGCUCAUGCAGCGGCAAAUCUUCGGGCAUGCUGUAAGCGACGAAGAAGAUGAUGAUGACCUCGCCUUCACCUCCAACCCCCUCGACCAGCCAGAACAAGCUCACCUGCGUCUCAAGGAAACCCGAGCUGACCGACUGGCUCAACGUCAAGCAGACAAAGCACUGGCGAAACUGCGCCCCGUUCGUAAAGGCCGCGGGGGAGAAAUCGAAGGGUCGGGCGCUUCCGGCUACGUGCCAGCCUGCGCCAGCGUGUAUGAGAUAGACUCGUUGGAUCAAGCUGCAGCCCGCGAUGUCAUUGAAGAUCUAGAGGACGACCCAGCCGCCAAAGUGCUUCCCGAGCAACAAGCUUGUAUGGAAAAUGAAAACCGCAUCCUCCUGGAAGCCGGCCUGCAAGAGCGAAUCAAGCUGCGCACUCUGCAGCGUGACCAUGAACUCACCCAACGGCAUCGAGGCACAAAUAGAAUUAGUCGCCACGUCCCCAAGCGACGCCGUGCCCCCAAUGACACACUGCGCACUCCGACCCUGUCGGACAGCUCCGAGAGCCUGGACAGCGACGUAGCGUACAGCUCUGCCGCCGAGAAGAGCACCGAUGACAGCGAACAGCAUUAUGAUAAUCAAGACAAUGGACCCGAUGUUGUCCAGAACGACCUGGACGACAAUGACAUCUCCCCCAACGACCACUCUCCAGGCAACAGUUGGCAGAAUAAAACAACGCACGCUUGGGGUCGUACAGCCCACAGCAGCUCCAUGUUUGAACCCAGUCGCACUCUUUCUGAACUCAAUGCCCGCCGACACAGCCGUGAGGGCCUUCAUGGGGAGGCCUUCGCCUUUAUGAGCGAUAUUUCAGAUCUAACCCUUGAUGAAAUGCUUCAGGGCUCUGCUUCACCUCCGCAAAAGCGACAUCGUCGCCGUCGCCACCCAGCUCAACGAAACCGCAAUGUGCCCCUCAGUCAAUCUGCCAUGUUGAAACUAGUCAAAGCACGCGCGGCCAACCGCGAGGAAAACCAACGGAAGGAUGAAGAUGACCUAUCUUUGGGUUUUGUCGUGAACCUCACGCGGGGUCACCAAGAACCCAUCUUGCGAUUGGCACCGGAAGUCUCACAACAGUUGAAAAGCCAUCAGCUACAAGGCAUUCGGUUCAUGUGGGACAACGUCGUCGACAGCACAAAAGAGCUCAUGAAAGACAUGCCCCGAAGCUUCAGUCACCAUGCCUGCAUACUCGCUCAUGACAUGGGCUUGGGCAAGACCAUGCAGUGGUACAAGGAGGGGGGCAUGCUCGUGCUAGGGGUGGCAAUGCUGUAUAGCCUGCUGGGAACGCGCCAGGAUAAGCAUGUGGGACACAAACUUCGCAAGUACUUGCGCAAGCACACGCAGUUGCUGGUGGUGGAUGAGGCUCACCUUUUAGGACGCAAGCGCUACUAUGACUGCAUCAAUUCCUUUGUAACUCGAUGCCGAAUUCUUCUGACUGGAACUCCUUUGCAGAAUCACCUGUCCGAGUGGGUUUUGUCAAAAUUGCGUGUCUCGUGCUGCUGCUUCCGUCGGGUUUUUGGGCUGCACGUCACGCAUUUUUAUCGCGUUGCCCGUGUUGUCGCUCUCCCUAACCCCACGACCCCCGUCGCUGCUCAACCUGGUGACUCGGCAGCUGGCCAGGCACCCGAUGCGGACUGGUCCACUCGGCGCAAGUGCAAGUAUCGCUUGGCCACGCUGCAGAGCAUCACCGCGGGCUUUCUACAGCGGCGCUCUCGGCAGGAUGCAGAUGCCAUCCAUGCGUCGCGACAAGAACACGUCAUCUUUGUCAAGCUCUCCCCAGCCCAGCUCGUCCUAUACUUCCGUUGUCUGGUAGCACAUAAGCAGCCCCGACUACAAGCGCCCAGCAGCUUCUGGAGUCUAAUUCGCCCCUUGCAAACUAUCAUUACCUGGCCCCCCUCGCUCGUGUCAUCAAGUAGCGUCGCUGCACUGGAAACAAGUAAAGGCCCCACCCGGCGCUUGGGCAGAUCCAAUGACAACAGCGCCCCAGCAGAGGCUGCUGCAGAGGCCGAGAACAGCGAUGUGGGAGAUGAUGACGUCGAGCCCUUCUUUGAUCCAGCUAUGGCACAGGCCGCGGCUCAGUCUGCCAAGAUUGACAUUACCCUGAGUCUAAUCCGUGAAGCAUUGAGCACGAAUGACAAACUUGUUUUCUUCUCCCAAUCUUUGUUUGUGCUCAGUGUGAUUCAGCAGCGCCUGGAGACUGAGCUUUUCGCAUUGCGUGAUGGUCUGCGUCCCAUGCGCAAGGACCAGGACUUUUUCCGCUUGGAGGGCGAGACGAGCAGUGCCCGCCGGAAGGACAUGUGUGAUCAGUUCAACCAACCGGACGAGCCCUGCCGCUUGUUUUUAGUGUCCAUUCGUGCUGGGGCCACGGGCUUGAACAUGUAUGGAGGCAACCGCGUCAUUCUCUUUGACGUGUCUUGGAAUCCAGCUACGGACAAUCAAGCCAUCUCGCGUUGUCAUCGCUAUGGUCAGCAGAAGACGGUUUACGUUUAUCGUUUGGUGGCAGCUGGGACGAUCGAAGAGCACAUUCUCAGUCGCCAGAUCAACAAAAUGACCAUCUUCCAAAAUGUUAUUGACAAAAGCGCGUCUAAAAACAAUUUGUCUGGUGGUAUGAUGCGACGACUUCUUGCCUUGCCACCAGCCCAUUUUGUGGCUCACUUAAAUAACGACGCGGCGGUGGACAUGAUGAAGCGCGAUGCAUCCAACGACUGGCUACGCGCUGCCAUGGACGAACUGCUAGACAAGGCGCUAGCUCGUAACAUGAGUGAGUCGCAGGAAGACUCACAAGCGCAGCAAUUGGAGAAUGCGGCCACGGACGAUGCCAGCAGCGCUUCGGACAGCGACGCAGAGGCACAUCAGCAGGACGCUGUCUUGGAGCGGGUGCAACGUGAAAACAAACACUGGAUUGCGCGCGUUAUGUGGCUGGAUGAUGCCAUCGAUCUGGAUACGGAUGAGCUGUUGGACGACAACAACACCGAGCUGGCUAUUGCCGAGUACACGCGGGAGGUAUCCGCCGAGAAUGAGAUUCCAGCAGAGGGCCAGCAAAGCGUUUUGAAUACUCCGAGCGACAUGCGCAUUCGCAUCCCCGUCCAGACUGCGCACUUGCUGCGCUCCUUGAUCAGCCGAGACGACUACCAGAUAAGCACGGACAAGGCAGGCACGAGCUCAAGCCAGGCACCGCAGGCCACUCUCCCCACUUCCACCAUGGUUACUGAGCAACCCUCCCAAGCUGCUGCGUCAAACCCUACCGGUGGCCCGGUGCAGGCAGAGGGUACAGAGGUGGGACCAGCUCUGUCCGAGGUGAUGGCAAUGGCUCAGGGCCAGGACACUCAGCAAGAACCGAAGCGAGCCAAAUGUGAGUUUGUUUUGAUUGUCAUGGCAGGCCAAAGCAAAGUCGUGCAAUCAACACGUUGUUGCUCUGGCGAGGGCGUCUCAUUGGACGAUAUGAUUCGCAUAGUGGACCAAGACCUCAGUCCUGACAAUCAGGUUGCGAGCAAGAAAACGGCUGAGGCCGCAAGCACCACACUCGCCAGCAACCCUCCUGUGUGUAACGCGGUGACAAGUGCUGCCGGCGACAACCAGCCUUUACUGCUGCCCGUAACGCCUGCAGCAGUCGGCACUACAGACACGACGCUCAAGAGUGUAGAACUAGGUACUGACCCGAAGAGUGAGGCAAGCGGUAGGUGA
Messenger RNA from Monosiga brevicollis MX1, 4629 nucleotides. RefSeq lists its product as uncharacterized. The coding region runs from base 1 to 4629 and encodes 1542 amino acids. The transcript has 6 exons. Gene Ontology annotation, cellular component: nucleus. The record is from RefSeq and is a predicted model, not a curated record. Gene Ontology annotation, molecular function: ATP binding; ATP hydrolysis activity; ATP-dependent chromatin remodeler activity. Lineage: Eukaryota; Choanoflagellata; Craspedida; Salpingoecidae.